CGGCUACCGCAGUAGCGCUGAGCCUUUCCCACUGGAUACUGUGCGGUGCAGGUGGGUGCCAGGCAGCGGCUCCUUCUCAACUUCGACCCGGCCUUACCGUCUCCUGGACAAUGGAGGCGCAGCAGGCACAAGGUCUGCUGGAAACGCAGCCAUUGCACGAGACAGAUGAAGAAGUGGUCACUGAUAUUGAUUUCACAAGCAUGAUUUCUGAAGAAGAGAGAGAAGAAUUAAAGAUUGAGCUAGCCAAGCUAGAGGAUGAAAUUUCAACUUUACGGCAAGUGUUAGCAGCCAAAGAAAAGCACCUGGCAGAAAUAAAACAAAAGCUUGGUAUCAACCUGAUGAAUGAGCUGAAACAGAACUUUAGCAAAAGCUGGCACGACAUGCAGACGACUUCUGCUUACAAGAAAACACAUGAAACUCUGAGCCAUGCAGGACAGAAGGCAACAGCAGCUAUCAGCAAUGUAGGAACAGCCAUUGGCAAGAAAUUUGGAGAUAUGAGGAAUUCUCCAACUUUCAAAUCGUUUGAAGAGAAGGUUGAGACCACUGUCACAAGCCUGAAGAGCUAUAUUCAUCAACCUUCAGCCUUGAGAAGAACUGACAAUGUUCGUUGGGUGAGUGCCAGUGUCUGUUAUGACACUCAGACGAAGGUUGGAGGGACAAGCCACAGUGGGGGGAGUUUUGAAGAAGUUCUCAGUUCUACUGCCCACGCCAGUGCUCAGGGCUCUAUCACAGGCACUCCGCUUCCUGAGAACGAGGAGGAACUUCAGUGUUAGACUGUAGCCCCUACUGGCCAUCUGUAUCCGACCUGGUGAGACUUAAUGUUUUCUAUGCUUUCUUUCCACAUCCAGCUUGAGACACGUGGCUUUGUAACCUCUUGAAAAUGGCCUCACCCAUGUGAUACUGUAGUCAUUCUUCCAAAUGUAUUGGUAUUUUUACUAGGCCAUUUUUACCAUUAAGCAUUUUUAUACUCCAUAGAAAUUGCGCACACCAUCAUUUCUUAAUGUUCCAAUUUCUAUAAUGUAACCAAACAGUUCUUGCUUUAUGGUAUUUUCCCUCCAAUUCACUCCGCACCUCUGGUCCAGUUGGUAAUUUCUUUGUUUUUUAUUUAUUUAAAGGACUAAAUGGGUUUUUAGUAUGCAUGUUUCCACCGAUUAUGUAACCCCUCUGUGCCACAGCAGACAGAUGGGUCUAGGACUGUGCAAGGAUUUCCGUUGCCAGCAAUAGUCUGUACACCAGCUGUCCACCAAAUUAUACUAGUGCCCUUUACCGGGCAUACAGACAUGACCUGAGCUGCUUAAGGAGUCAAACAGAAUCAUUUGUUGUUACACUGAUGUCUCUCUUUCUUUUUCACUUCCACAGCCUGUCUUUGAAUUUCCUCCCCUAAAGAGGAGCCCAAUUGUUCAGAUGCAAACUAAGUUGAUCAGUUACUGCAGUGGUCUCCAAAGUGGGGGUGCGCAGCAGGAGGAGCGCACUUUUUUUUUUGCUUUGCUUCGGCAGGGGGUGCGCGAUCAAAAAAGUUUGGAGACCACUGAGUUACUGUCCCACAGCAGGAAACACUACAGUUGAAAAACAUGUUCUGUUUGAUACUGGGACCCAAUUUCAGUAUUAAACCAACAAACACAAACUGUACCUGUUUGCCUCCAUACCAUCUCCUUAGAAAGAAGGUCAGAUUAAUAUGACUGAAUAGUGUGAGCCUCAUUAGAGUUAGAACCUUCAGAGAAUCUGUAUACAACAACUUAAUAAAGAUGUGCCAUGCCUUUAGUUUACACUCCAGAGCUAGUACUUAGUAUAAACCUUAUAUUUUAUGGUAUACUGGCUGAGUAUGUGCUUCAGACUGGAUCAAACUGUCCUGCUUUAUUGCACUUCAGGGCAUAAUUCAAUCUUCAAGAAGCCAGAAUCAUCUCUUAGCUUAGAUGCAGCAUGAUUUGUUGCAUCACUUUAAGAGAAGGAACAGUAAGGUUAUUAUAGUGCAGCCAGCCAUUGGUGGCAGUAAAAGCCUAUCACGUAUAAACAUGAAUGUGGGGGGGAGAGAGAGAGGAAUGUAGCCUGCUUUUAAAAUAGGCCUGUUCAAUUAUCAUACUGCAAAGCUUCAAAUCAACUUUAGCCAUUCUGUAUCCAAGGUUUUGCUAAAAGCUUGUCAGGAAAAUCCUGUAUCAAAGUGGUUUUACAGGGGUUCUGUUUUUGUUUUUAACGUCUUACACUUAAUUCUCCCAUGUGACAAGUUGAUUCUGAACACCUCUCAAAUGUUUCUUUAAUGUGAUUUAUUUUAAUGUUACACAGAAAGCAAAUUAAUUUUUUUGUGACAAUUUGCAAGUUUCUGUUGCAGCAUUGUGCAUAAACAUUCAUUUUAUUUUUAAAAACAAUUACAUAGUUUGUGUAAAUGAAGUUAGUGAUUUUUAUUAAAAUGAGGUUUUUAAAAUGAG
Molecule: messenger RNA, 2423 nt
Organism: Malaclemys terrapin pileata
Lineage: Eukaryota; Metazoa; Chordata; Testudines; Emydidae
Gene: TPD52L1
Product: TPD52 like 1
Exons: 7
Coding region: 111-773 (220 amino acids)
Biological process (GO): positive regulation of apoptotic signaling pathway; positive regulation of MAP kinase activity
Cellular component (GO): cytoplasm
Source: RefSeq, a predicted model, not a curated record